AUGCGGCUUAUGAUAAGUCUCCCAGAGAACUACGCUCCGCUUUUGGUCGAGAACAUCAAGAAGGGUGGUUUCACACAUAUAAUUGCUCCCCAUUCCGCUUUUGGCAAGAAUAUUCUACCUCGUGUAGCGGCUUUGUUGGAUGUUCAGCAAAUUUCGGACAUAACUGCUAUUGAGAGCGAAGACACAUUUGUACGACCAAUCUACGCAGGCAAUGCAAUCCUCACUGUCCAGUCAACAGACCCCAUCAAGAUUAUCACCGUUCGAGGCACCGCUUUUCAAGCUGGCGAAGCCACCGGCGGAUCUGCUGAAAUUGUUGAGGGUGUCGAUCCAAACGUUUCAUCAGCAACAGAAUGGGUUUCUGAGGAUCUCACUACCUCCGAUCGUCCGGACUUGGGUACCGCUAAGCGGGUUGUCUCCGGCGGCCGUGGUCUGAAAUCCAAGGAGGAGUUCGACAGAAUUAUGACUCCUCUUGCAGACUCUCUUGGUGCGGCCAUUGGUGCGUCUCGUGCUGCCGUGGACAGUGGGUUCGCCGACAACAGUCUCCAAGUCGGCCAGACUGGAAAGAACGUGGCUCCCGAACUAUAUCUUUGCGCAGGUAUUUCGGGCGCAAUUCAGCAUUUGGCUGGUAUGAAGGAUAGCAAGGUCAUCGCUGCUAUCAACAAGGACCCUGAUGCUCCCAUUUUCCAGGUCGCUGAUGUUGGCCUGGUUGGGGAUUUGUUCGAGAAAGUCCCAGAGUUGACUGAAAAAUUGAAGAAAUAG
Uncinocarpus reesii 1704 is the source of this 759-nucleotide messenger RNA. RefSeq names its product electron transfer flavoprotein alpha-subunit. Gene Ontology annotation, cellular component: mitochondrion. Gene Ontology annotation, molecular function: electron transfer activity; flavin adenine dinucleotide binding. Bases 1 to 759 code for a protein of 252 amino acids. Lineage: Eukaryota; Fungi; Ascomycota; Eurotiomycetes; Onygenales; Onygenaceae. The record is from RefSeq and is a predicted model, not a curated record. The transcript is spliced from 3 exons.